Molecule: messenger RNA, 6582 nt
Organism: Archocentrus centrarchus (flier cichlid)
Lineage: Eukaryota; Metazoa; Chordata; Actinopteri; Cichliformes; Cichlidae
Gene: spag9b
Product: sperm associated antigen 9b
Exons: 29
Coding region: 307-4392 (1361 amino acids)
Biological process (GO): vesicle-mediated transport
Cellular component (GO): cytoplasm
Molecular function (GO): signaling receptor complex adaptor activity; JUN kinase binding; kinesin binding
Source: RefSeq, a predicted model, not a curated record
UGAACGCGGCAGCAGAAGCCCAUCUGUUGGAUAGGGAAACUAAUCAGGAGACAAGUAAAGACUUUCCAGUACUGCUAGCUUCUGGGCUAGCAAGGCUUUAAAGUCUGCCGUCCACAAGACUAAGGAAUAAGACUUUGUUUGUGAAGUACAGAACGUCCACUGUACAAGAAACAACAUCUGAGCGAUGUUUUAGGAGCAGUUUUGUUGUUGCUGUGAUAGUAAAAGGCGAUUAGCCUCUGGUCAGCCGAAGCUUGCGGCUAGCUCAUUAACGUUAGCUGGGAAAGAAGUGCAAGUGGAGGCAGGAAAAUGGAGCUGGACGACGUAGUCCUGUAUCAGGACGACUCGGGCAACUCUGCCAUGAUGUCUGAGCGGGUCUCAGGUCUGGCCAGUUCGAUAUACAGGGAGUUUGAACGGCUCAUCGAAAAAUACGACGAGGACGUGGUUAAGGAGCUGAUGCCGCUGGUCGUCGCCGUGCUGGAGAACUUGGACUCGGUGUUCGCUGUCAACCAGGAGCACGAAGUGGAGCUGGAGCUCCUGAAGGAGGACAACGAGCAGCUCGUUACCCAGUACGAACGGGAGAAGGCACUGAGAAAACACGCAGAGGAGAGGUACAUCACCUUAGAAGACUCCCAGGAAGGCGAGAAGAAGGACCUCCAGUGUCGGCUGGUGCUGUUGGAAUCUCACACCCGACAGCUAGAGCUAAAAACUAAGAACUAUGCAGACCAGAUUAGCAGACUGGAGGAGAGAGAAACGGAGCUUAAGAAAGAGUACAACGCCCUUCAUCAGAGACACACUGAGAUGAUCCACAGCUACAUGGAGCAUCUGGAGCGGACUAAACACCAACACGCAGUGACGCCGGCAGAGCCCUCAGAUACAGGAACAUCAACCAGAACACGGAAGGAGCGCCCAAUCUCAAUGGGCUUGUUCCAACUUCCUGCAGCUGAUGGUAUGACCCCUGACCUCCACAGAGAACCCGUGGACACCCCAUCUGUGCCGUGGAGAUUCAACAACCUUAGCCAUCCGCGGUCCAACACCAGCCUCAAGGAUGAACUGGCCCACGUACACCCUGGAAGCCCCAAGUCCAACACGCAAACCAACCAGGGGAGCGUCUCCAAAAAUGGAACUCCUGUGUCUUUACAAGAUGGAGGAUCCAAAUCCACCGCUCCCAUGUCCUGUCAGGGUGGAACCUCUAAAUCAAGCACCCCCACAUCUACCUACAGCAGUAAUUCUCAGUCCACCACACCGUUGUCUCUUCAUGAUGGUGGGUCCACCGGCAUGAGUCCCAUGUCUAGUCUUGGGAGAGGGUCUGCUUCUGAUGUCGCCAUGGAGUCUUUGGACACUCCCCUACAGAACCAGGAAGCUUCAGACGGCCUCAACAAGAACCUGGACUGGAACAGUGGAAAGCCAGAGAGCAAUAAGAACAUAUCAGCGGUGCAGGAAGGACAGCAGAGGGGUCCAGAGCCUGAUACUACACCUCUUAAAAGUGAUGAUGGAGCGGAUAGCCUGGAGAAGUCUGAGGUGCAGGCCAUCAUAGAGUCCACCCCUGAACUGGACAUGGACCUCACUGGCUGCAGAGGAACAAGCACACCGACUAAAGGUGGUGUAGAGAAUCUAGCGUUCAACCGCAACACCGACUCUCUGUUUGAGGAGCUGUCGUCUGCAGGAAAUGACCUCAUAGGAGACGUGGAUGAAGGAGCUGACCUUCUGGGUAUGGGUCGGGAAGUAGAACACCUUAUCCAUGAGAACACCCAGCUACUGGAGACCAAAAAUGCUUUGAAUGUGGUGAAGAAUGACCUGAUAUCCCGCGUGGACGAGCUGUCGUGUGAGAAGGAGGUGCUGCAGGGAGAGCUGAACGCUGUGACUCAUGCCAAGACCAAACUGGAGGAGAAAAACAAAGAACUAGAAGAAGAACUUAAGAAAGUCCGAGCAGAGCUGGAGGAAGCCAAACAGAAGGUCAAGAAUGAAAAUGAGGAUGAUAGUGAUGUGCCUACAGCGCAGAGGAAGCGCUUCACCAGGGUGGAGAUGGCCAGAGUGCUGAUGGAGAGGAACCAGUAUAAGGAGAGGCUGAUGGAGCUGCAGGAGGCCGUCAGAUGGACGGAGAUGAUCCGGGCUUCAAAGGAAAACCCAACUCUUCCAGAGAAGAAGAAGUCCAGCCUCUGGCAGUUUUUCAGCCGUUUGUUCAGUUCAUCGGGCGGAGGGGCCAAGAAGCCGGCGGCGGAGGCCCCAGUGAACGUCAAGUACAACGCACCCACCGCUCAGAUUCAGCCGUCCGUCAAGAAGAAGAGCAGCACGCUGCAGCAGCUGCCCAGUGACAAGAGCAAAGCCUUUGACUUCCUCAAUGAGGAAGUGCCGGCUGAUAAUGUGGUGUCCAGGCGAGAGCAGAAGAGGGCUCAGUACCAGCAGGUCAAAGCCCACGUCCAGAAGGAGGACGGCAGAGUGCAGGCAUAUGGCUGGAGCCUCCCGAAGAAAUACAAAGCUAACGGUGGUCAGGCAGAGGGAAAGAUGAAGAAUUUGCCUGUUCCUGUCUUCCUCAGUCCACUAGAUGAGAAAGAUGCUUCUAUGAAGCUGUGGUGCGCUGCCUGCGUGAACCUUUCUGGAGGUAAAACCAGAGAUGGAGGUUCGAUAGUUGGAGCCAGCGUGUUUUACAGUGACGUGUCGGGACCAGAGAGCCCUAAAAAGAAGAUCGGAUCUCAGAGCAGCCUGGACAAGCUGGAUAAUGAACUCAGGGAGCAGCAGAAGGAGCGUCGGCACCAGGAUGAGCUGUCAUCACUGGUGUGGAUUUGCACCACCACCAAGUCCACCACUAAAGCUGUCGUCGUUGAUGCCAAUCAGCCUGGAAACAUCCUGGAGAGCUUCUUUGUUUGUAACUCCCAAAUCCUCUGCAUCUCUAGCGUACCAGGUGCAAGAGAGACAGACUACCCAGCUGGAGAAGAAGUGUCUGCAAACUCUGAGGUGGGACCAGUGGGAGACAGCAACUCUUCAGCAACCAAUACCAGCUCAGUGGGUGGUGACAGCGUGCUUGGAGGCAUCACAGUGGUGGGCUGUGAAGCUGAGGGAGUAACAGCUGUUCCUCAGACAGCAGGAAAAGAUGGAGAAGCCGAAUCCAGAGCGGCGGAGGAAGCCACAGAGGCAACAGAGACCGGCGUAGGACCUGCUGAACAACGAGAGAGCCUGAGGGAAGUCUACACUGAGCACGUCUUCACCGAUCCACUGGGAGCUCAGCACAAAGUAGAGACUCCAGCCAACUACUCUCAGAGGGAGAGUGAUCUGUUGAAGGAUGGCGUGAGCUCGAACCCCGGCGCAGAGGAGCAGGACCUGAUGAGAGAAGAGGCUCAGAAAAUGAGCAGCGUUCUGCCCACCAUGUGGCUGGGGGCGCAGAAUGGAUACGUGUACGUGCACUCCUCCGUGGCUCAGUGGAAGAAGUGUCUCCACUCUAUAAAGCUGAAGGACUCUGUGCUUGGCAUAGUACAUGUGAAAGGACGUGUGCUGGUCGGCCUCUCUGAUGGCACGUUAGCCAUUUUCCACAGAGGUGUAGAUGGACAGUGGGACCUGACAAACUACCAUCUGUUAGACUUGGGGAGGCCUCGCCACUCCAUCCGCUGCAUGACUGUAGUGCAUGACAAGGUGUGGUGUGGCUUCAGGAACAAGAUCUAUGUGGUGCAGCCUAAAGCCAUGAAGAUAGAGAAAUCGUUUGAUGCCCACCCUCGUAAGGACAGUCAGGUACGUCUGCUGGCCUGGGACGGCGACGGUAUCUGGGUGUCCAUCAGACUCGACUCCACCCUCAGGUUGUUCCACGCUCACACCUACCAGCACCUCCAGGAUGUCGACAUCGAGCCCUACGUCAGCAAAAUGCUGGGUACCGGCAAACUGGGCUUCUCGUUUGUCAGGAUCACAGCUCUGAUGGUGUCGUGUAACCGUCUGUGGAUCGGCACCGGCAAUGGAGUCGUCAUCUCCAUCCCUCUGACAGAGACAACCAGCAAGGUUACCAAGGCAGCAGGUAACCAGCCGGGAGGUGUAGUUCGCGUUUAUGGCGACGACAGUGGCGACAAAGUCACAGCUGGGACGUUUGUUCCCUACUGCUCCAUGGCUCACGCUCAGCUCUCUUUCCACGGUCACCGCGAUGCUGUCAAAUUCUUCACAGCUGUUCCAGGUCACACAGCUCCAUCUGCAGCGUGCGCAGGAGAGGCAGCCGGUGACAAGGCGGCAGAUGCUGCAACUCAGGAAGGAGCUAAGUGCAUGCUGGUGAUGAGCGGAGGAGAAGGUUACAUCGACUUCAGAAUGGGCGAUGAGGACGGCGAGCUGGAGGAGGCGGAGGACGCCCCCAUCAAACUGCAGCCUAAAGCUGAGCGCAGCCACCUUAUCGUUUGGCAGGUCUCUGUGACGGAGGGCUGAGCUCUCACUUUUCAGCCGCUCGAGGCCUGAUUUGCCUUUUCUCUCAAACCGUGGAGGAGUGGAGGUGGGCGAGCCUCCUCUGCGGGCACGAGUUUAAUCAGCACUUUUUCUUCCUCAGCCCUGAACAAUAAGAGUCAAACAAGCAAAAACUGCUCAGAGCUUCUCCUCAGCGAUAAUCUGGAUGCAUGUUAUUGUUUUAUUACGUCUUCUCUUUUUUUUCAUUUUAAUUUCAAGGAUUUGAAAUGUAAUCUGUUAUAAUGCCUCCUGCUCUUUUAAUAUUAUUUCAUGUAAAGCGGUCGUUGAGGAUAAAACCGUUAUUUUCGUUUGUUAUAUUCGACAUUUCCAGGUUCCCUCCACUCAGUCCGGUGUCUCCGGGCCCAUGGUUGGCCUCGGCUUAUGCUGAGUCGGUUAUUCAAAACAGAAAAAUGACCACGUAUGAGUUCCCUUUUCGCUCUUUGUAAAAUGUUAGAUGGACAGCCAUUUGUUGAAGCCUUCAUUGGACAGCUUUGCUUUUGAAAGUGUGCAAGUCUUUAAGUCAAAUGCAGUAUAGCACGUACCCAGCUGGUUAGUAUCUGUUUAUUAUCUCCAUAUUCAAUGAGCAGAAGCAGUAGCCCAGUUUGUGCCUCGUGUGUUUCGUCUACAUUCAAGUCGCACAUCUGUCCCAACACGGAAGCACCAAAGACUGCAGUUCUUCUAACAGCCACUAGAGGGCCCAUAGACUCCCAUCUUUAAACUUCAGCCGUGAACAGGUGUGAUGAAGGUGCUCUUUGGGUGUGUGUCUGUAGUUAGACCUGCACAAUUUAUGGCUGCAGCUUGCACUGUUAUUGGAUAACUUGGCACGCCACGCUCUCGUCCUGCUGCGGUCACUUCUGGCUCGAAAAGGCAAACGAGGCUAAACUGCUGAUGUUGAGGCUUCAGAAUGGAGAUUGAGGGAAAUCUGCUAAUCUUUUCCAUGCAGUCACAGAUCUGUGCGUGCUGCUAUAUUUAAAAAAAAAAAUAUAUGAAAACAUGUGAUCACUAUUUGAAGGUAGGUUAAGAUCUUCCCAAAAACAUCUUUAUUUUUAUCUUGCUUCACGUGGAGCAGCGUUUGAGCUGUUUGGUUUAAAGAGUCUUUCGGACUUCAGGAAUUACUCAGAGCAGCAGUCAGAUAAACUAUAAAACGUCUACGUUCACACGGGUAUUUAUGGUCCCCUUGAAAAAGCUCCCUAAGCUUUCAUGUAGCACUACGUCACCUGUAAAAUCUCGUAACGUUUUGAUUUUGAGAUUCUCUCACUGCCUCUGGGACGUGACUUUGGGCAGAUUUUUCUUCCUGAAAAUCAGAUGCUUAACUCUGACUGUGUUCAUGCACGAGGGGCACAAACUGCAGCUCUAACAGAGUUCAGGUAGCAGCUACAUUUAACUCACUGAAAAACUGCUGACAGAGGUUUUGAUGAAAUGAAAUGAAAAGCAGCAGCUGCUCUGUGUGUGUCUGUGUGUGUGCCACAGAGCGCUGCUGAGUCCUUUAGGUAUCAAGGCUUGAAAGAACAAAUGUGUAACAAAGUAUUUAUUUUUAUUUUCUCAGAAGAAUGCUCUGAUUGUUACCAAAGGUAAAAGAAUAUAAAGUUUGCCACAUGCUGAAACAGUGCUAGUGUCUGGUCUAAAUAACGGCUCCUUCCAGCAGCACGUGUAGAUACUGUGCAGGUUUUUCUAACAGGAUUCCUAGUGUAUAGAUGAGAUCUAUUUUUAGACUUUCAUAUGUGGGAGUAUUUUUAGGGUGUGGGGAAGAGAGAACGUGCUGAACCCAAAACUGAGAGGAUUAACCCCCCCCCCCAGUCCCGAUCUUCACGUUUGGAGCUAAAAACUGGAAAUUAAACACACUUUUCAUUUUGCAAUAAUACCGAAAGCUGGUGGCAGAGCUCGUUUUGCCACCUUUUGUAUGAACUUUUCUUUCUCGUGUGUGUUUCUGGCCUGUGCGUCAGUGCGCUGCACUCAUGUUGUUGUUUUGUUCUCUGUGUGUUGAACUGUGUGAGAGGCGCGUCCUCGUCACACGAGGGCGUGUGUGUCGUCUCUCCCGGAGAGGAGGAAAAAAUGAUUUUGCAGUUUAGCCAUUUCAGUAUUUAUUUACAAUGAUUGAGCCUUUGCAAUUCAGAAUGUAUCUUUGUACAUUGAAUAUGAAUAUAUUUGAUUAUAUAUAUAUGUAUGAAACAUGAA